UACAUUGAUUGAUUCUCUCGCCUAACAUCCGCCUUUCCGAGCAACUCUUCUCCAAUAUGCCUCCUGCGCAGAGGACUAAGCCCGCCGACGGCGACAUCGAACCCAACCAGAUGAGUCAAUCCAAGUGGCUCAAGAACUCCGGCUAUAGCGGUCUCUGGGAGUUUGGGCUCUCCUACGGCCUGAAAAUUCACGAUCCGGAAGACCUCGCGGAGGCCAAGCAGAUCAUGCAAGGCUUGAGAGAUAUGGACCAGGAAGAGUGGGAGAAGAAACAGAAGCAGAAAAAAGAUUGUAUGGAGUUAUAA
Messenger RNA from Aspergillus brunneoviolaceus CBS 621.78, 302 nucleotides. RefSeq lists its product as uncharacterized. Bases 57 to 302 code for a protein of 81 amino acids. The transcript has 2 exons. Lineage: Eukaryota; Fungi; Ascomycota; Eurotiomycetes; Eurotiales; Aspergillaceae. The record is from RefSeq and is a predicted model, not a curated record.